Molecule: messenger RNA, 3035 nt
Organism: Siniperca chuatsi (mandarin fish)
Lineage: Eukaryota; Metazoa; Chordata; Actinopteri; Centrarchiformes; Sinipercidae
Product: gastrula zinc finger protein XlCGF8.2DB-like
Exons: 3
Coding region: 565-1353 (262 amino acids)
Biological process (GO): regulation of cytokine production; regulation of immune system process; negative regulation of transcription by RNA polymerase II
Source: RefSeq, a predicted model, not a curated record
GAAGCCCGAAAACAAGCAGCACAGAUCAGGUGCACUCAACCAGUGGUUCCCAAAGCGGCUGCCUUGAGGAUCAGCCGCGUCCAGCAGCUGUCGGUGAGGACAGAAGAGGUUCCCCCUGAGCAGCGGGAGUGGAGCCCCAGUCUGGACCAGGACCCAGAGCUGCCACACAUUAAAGAGGAGCAGGAGGAGCUCUGGACCAGUCAGGAGGGAGAGCAGCUUCGAGGGCUGGAGGAGGCCGAUAUCACCGAGUUCACAUUCGCUCCUGUGAAGAGUGAAGAAGAUGAUGAUGAAGAGAAACCUCAGUCCUCGCAGCUUCAUCAAAGCCAAACCGAAGAGAACAGAGAUGCAGAGCAAUUGAAAACAGAAGCUGAUGGAGAGGAUUGUGGAGGACCAGAACCAGCCAGGAACUUUAAUCCAGAUAAUCAUUUACAACCAGACAUCAUUAAGACUUCACACUCUUCUGAAUCUGAGACUGAAGACAGUGAUGGUGAUAAUUGGAAGGACACCAGGGAACCUGAAUCAGAAUUAAACACUCUGAACAGUAAUGAAGUCGUUCUGAAUAAUAUGGGGUGUAAUUCUGCAGCUAAAUCAUACAGCUGCUCAGAGUGUGGUAGAAUAUUUGGCCAGAGGGGGACUCUGCAGAGACACGUGAGGCGUCACACAGGAGAGAAACCAUUUAGUUGCUCGGAUUGUGGUAAAAACUUCACACAGAGCGGACCUUUGGUGCUCCACCUCCGAGUUCAUACAGGAGAGAAGCCGUUCACCUGCUCAGUUUGUAACGCAAGUUUCAGCCAGAAGGGGGCGCUGGAGCAGCACACGAGAAUCCAUACUGGGGAGAAACCGUUUAUUUGCUCAAUCUGUGGUAAACAAUUGACUCGGUACCAUCACUUAAUUGGUCACAUGAGAUGCCAUUCGGGAGAAAAGCCUUUCAGCUGCUCAGUUUGUAAUAAGCAAUUCCGAUGGAGCGGAGAUGUUGCGUCACACAUGAGAAUCCACACGGGGGAGAAACCUCAUGGCUGCUCAGUGUGUGGUCGACGAUUUACGCAGCGUUCAUCACUGUUUACACACUCGAAGAGUCAUAACGAAGAGAGACCACUCAGCUGCUUAGUUUGUAACAGAAGAUUUCAUCUUAAAACAACAUUAGUAAAUCACAUGCGAACGCAUACUGGGGAGAAACCUUACAACUGCACAGUUUGUGGGAAAGGAUUUAGUCAAAUUGGCGCCAUGAACAGACACACGAGAAUCCACACUGGAGAGAAACCAUUCAGUUGUGAUGUUUGUGGGAAAAGAUUUAGACAACAGACGCAUGUCAGAAGUCAUAAGUGUGUUGUUCAGAGCAGCAGCAGCACGUAAGGCUGAGCCCUGACAGCUGGUUCUGGUUUUGCAUCUUGUUCCAGGUUGGCAGAAGCUCGAAAGCUAAUUGUAUCCAGUGGGUUUGUCCGUCCGUCCGUCCACCACUUUUGUCCAGACUGAAAUAUCUCAACAACUACUGGAUGGACUACCAUGAAAUGUUGUACAUGCACUUAUCCUGUGAAGUCUCUGUACAUCAGCUUGAUGGUUUGUCACAAAAAUUGGAAGAGACAUUCCUGGUCCCCAGAGGAUGAAUCCUCAUCACUUUGGUGAUCCCCUGACUUUUCCUGUGUUGCCACCAUGAGGUUGACAUUUGUGGUUUUGAGUGAAAUGUCUCAAAAACUGUUGGAUGGAUUGCCAUGAAAUGUGGUUCACACAAUCAUGCCCCCGGAUAAUUUGCAAUAACUUUGGUGACUUGUCAUCCAGCACCAUCAUCAGGUCAAAAUUUUAAUAGUGACGGUCAUGACAUUCCCCUCAGCUCUACUCUGUGUUUAGUGCUAAUUAGUAAAUGCUAGCAUGCUAACACGCUACACUUUAAGAUGCUGAAAAUGUUAAACAUUAUACCUGCUGAUCAUGUUAGCGUGCUGACGUUAUCAUUAAGCUCAAGGAGCUGCUAACAUAGCUGUAGACAUAGUCUGGAUUAGGAGCACAGAGAAAUGUACAGAACAUUAACGCAGCAGGCUUCUCAUUUUUAGCCAGUGCUGACCGUCGCCUGUGCCAGCUGAAAUGUACAAAUGUAAAGAUUGUUUGUUAGAGAAAGAAACACCACACUGUAACAACGCUACGAUCAUGAGUGGACUGUGUGUUUUCGAAGUUCAACAGACCAACAAAGUGGUGAAAUUGGCUGAUUGUCAGUUUGUGUAGUUGAAAAGUUAAACAUUUUAAUGCAUACCUUUUUCAAUGUAAGCUGAUCAGCUCAACAGGUAAUAGUUUUGAACCGGGACCUUCAGUAUUUGGAGAAUAAAAUAACGUGUUCGAAAGUAAGCAAGCUGCUACUUCAUUAUGUCAGACUCAUUUAAUCUUUGCUCAUCUCACAGGUUGUGAAAGUAAGUAUGCUUCUACAUAGGCAAAGUCAAACUAUGUUAGAAUUUGGGAUUCGAAGACUUGAACACAAUGUCUUGUUUGUGUCCUAUUUCAGAUUUUGCUUCUGGCCUUUAGGGCUUCUGUGAGCUUUUCUGUCAUUUCAUAAGCUUACGCCAGUUUUGUCCGUCAGUGGGGAUAUGGGACGGGAACCUCCAAACGUCAGACAGAAAUGUGAGAUGAUCUGACUUUGGGACACACAUGGCUCAGUAUGUAGCUCUUUAACUAGGACAUCUCUGGUUGAAAUCUUCCUUUACUUUUGAAUUGUAAAAGAUUACAGUGUAACAUUCAGCUCAAAUUGUUCUUUAGAUGGUCUGUUGAUGUUUGGUAGAAACCUAAAUUACAGAUUAAGGGCUACAUUUUUUUUUAGUGAAAUGUCUGAUGAGUUCUGAUUGGGUGAUUGUGAAAACUUGAGUUGUGUUGUAGGAACGUAACCUUUUUGAAACAGGUUUUAUUCAUGGAGCCUGGGAUGGGAUGUAAUGUAACGUUUCAUGUAAGAAGUUCUGUUCUUAUCUUGUCUGUACAAAUGUUUCACCACUGCAACAGUAUUUUGGUUUCUUAUAAGUCCAUGUGGGCUGGGCGCAAUAAAUAAUAUUCUAACUGUA